This is a messenger RNA of Kazachstania africana CBS 2517, 1278 nucleotides long. RefSeq names its product glutamate 5-kinase (gene PRO1). NCBI's taxonomy places the organism in Eukaryota, Fungi, Ascomycota, Saccharomycetes, Saccharomycetales, Saccharomycetaceae. The coding region runs from base 1 to 1278 and encodes 425 amino acids. Gene Ontology annotation, molecular function: RNA binding; ATP binding; glutamate 5-kinase activity. Gene Ontology annotation, cellular component: cytoplasm; cytosol. The record is from RefSeq and is a predicted model, not a curated record. The transcript has a single exon.
AUGACUGAGAAGAAGAAAUAUACUAUUGUUAUCAAAUUGGGCUCGUCUUCUUUGGUGGACGAGAAGACGAAGGAGCCAAAAUUGGCGAUUAUGUCACUGAUCGUGGAAACCGUGGUAAAGUUGAGACGGGAGGGUCACAGGGUGAUUAUUGUCUCUAGUGGUGGUAUUGCUAUUGGGCUACGGACGAUGAACAUGGAUAAGAGACCAAAACGUCUCGCAGAGAUUCAAGCUAUUGCAGCUGUGGGUCAAGGUAGACUUAUCGGUAGAUGGGAUCUUUUAUUCUCUCAAUUUGGUCAGAGAAUCGCCCAGAUUCUUUUGACUAGAAACGAUAUCCUCGAUUGGACCCAGUAUAAGAACGCUCAGAACACUAUCAAUGAGUUAUUAGAUCUAGGUGUCGUUCCAAUCGUUAAUGAAAACGAUACUUUAUCAAUCCGUGAGAUUAAAUUCGGUGAUAAUGAUACAUUAUCAGCCAUUACCUCAGCGCUUGUUGGUGCCGACUACUUGGUUCUACUCACUGAUGUGGACUGUCUAUAUACAGACAAUCCAAGAACAAACCCAGACGCUAAACCAAUAGUGAUCGUUCCAGAUUUAUCUCAAGGUUUGCCAGGUGUAAAUACUGCAAGCGGUUCGGGUUCUGACGUCGGUACAGGUGGUAUGGCCACCAAAUUAAUUGCUGCAGACUUGGCUACGAAUGCAGGUACACACACGAUUAUCAUGAAAAGUACGGUUCCAGCAAAUCUUUGUAAAGUUGUAGAGUACAUGCAAAAUCUCGAUAUGGAUUCUAAUUCUGCAAGAGAUAAAUAUAAAAGCUGUGACAUAUGGGACUUGCAACAACAGGAAUUCGAAAGAUUAAUCAAAUUAGAUGUUCCACUUCACACUAAAUUUAUUGCUAAUGACACCAAACAUCAUUUGAAAAACAGAGAAUUCUGGAUAUUGCACGGCCUUGUCGCUAAAGGUUCCAUCAUUAUCGAUCAGGGCGCAUAUCUCGCUUUAACACGUAAGGAUAAAGCUGGUUUAUUACCAGCUGGUGUCAUUGACGUCGAAGGAUCAUUCCAUGAUUUAGAAUGUGUCGAUAUCAAAAUUGGUAAAAGACUGCCAAAUAGAGAGCUAGACACAUCAAGUCCUUUGAAAAUUGUUGGAAGAGCUAGAUGUAAUUACACUAGUGUUGAAAUUGCCAAGAUAAAGGGCCUACAAAGUGAUGAAAUUGAAGAUAUUUUAGGCUAUAUUGACAGUGAAUACAUUGCACGUAGAGAAAAUUUGGCUUUCCCUCCUCAUUAA